Molecule: messenger RNA, 2613 nt
Organism: Acanthocheilonema viteae
Lineage: Eukaryota; Metazoa; Nematoda; Chromadorea; Rhabditida; Onchocercidae
Source: the annotation of a GenBank genome assembly
AUGUCCUCAAAAUGGUUGCCGCGUUAUAUGGAAAAUCCAUUUCAAAAGAAUCCAAAGAAAGGAGCUGAAUCCGUCACGAAGGCGUGGUUGGAAAAUGAAGCAGAACAGCUUUUGAAGAAAAUAAUGAACAGAUCUUCGAGUUACGAUGAUUUGCAUGGGGGUGCAUACACCGGUGGAGCCGGUAUUGCAUAUGCUGUGUUAAGAGCGUCUUCAUCAUCAUUUAACCACAGUCGAGAAGAAUCAAUGAAAUACGGAAGACGCGUACUUAUGCAGCAUUUGGAAGCUGUUAGAAAAGUUAAACGUUCAUUGCAGAAAACAAAAGAGUCAAGCCGAGAAACAUGUUAUUUACUGGGAUCGUUAAGUAUUUACGUGAUCUAUAUACUAUAUGAAAAAACAGGAGAAAGAACCAAACAAUUAAUUGACCGUAUUAUUGAAAUUGGUCAUCUUAUAGCCAAUAAUGAUGUACUUGGUGAUGGAGAUGACGAACUGCUUGCGGGACGCGUUGGCUUUCUUGCCGCCGUCAUUACUCUUAGGGAGAAUAUGGCGCAUGAAGUCAUCCCUGAUGCAUGUGUUGGGAACGUUGUAAAUAAAAUAAUUGCCUCUGGUAGAUCUUACGCGAUUUCGAAACAGUUUAAAGUGCCGUUAAUGUAUCAAUAUCAUGGACGUCAUUACCUGGGUGCGGCCCAUGGUCUUAUGGGCAUCCUACAGAUAUUACUUUGCUUUGUUAAAUUUUUGGAUGAGGAGGCAAAAUCUGAUGUCUUGAAAACAGUGGAUUGGAUUGUAUCACUGCAGCUGAAAAAUGGUAACAUUCCUUCUAAAGUGGAAGAGGAAGGAGUCGAUCGAGGUGAGAAUGAACUGGUACAUUGGUGUCAUGGUGCGACUGGUGGUGUUCAUUUGAUGAUUGUUGCCUAUUUACGAACCCACAACGAGAAAUACCUAAAAAAUGCAGAUGUAGCGCUGAAUCUUAUUUGGAAGAAGGGUAUCUUGAUGAAAGGGCCGGGGAUAUGUCAUGGUGCUGCUGGCAGUGGUUAUGCUUUCCUACUGUUUUACCGACUUACCAAGAAACAGCGGUACUUGGAUUGCGCUUGCUGCAUUGCGAAAGCUUUUUGUAGCGAAGAGUUCGAACGAAGGGCUCGGACACCCGACCGACCGUAUAGCUUAUUCGAGGGGAUAAGUGGAGCUUUAUGUUUUAUAUGCGAUUUGCUGGAACCAGAUAAAGCGCAAUUUCCUCUUUUUCGGGAAGUGAAGAAGACCAUGUUUCCUGUUGUGCAUAGGCGAUAUUUUGACAAUCCGUAUUUGACGAAUAGUGAAACUGAGUCGGAUAAGGUAACCAAACAAAUUUUGAAACAAGAAGCUGCAAAUCUCGCAGAAGAAAUCAUGAGACGGCGACAUAAUCCGGAUGAUUACGAUGGAGGGGCCUAUGUCGGAGUCGCAGGUGACGGGUAUAGCGUGCUGUAUGCCUCGCGACUUUUGCCAGAGAAGGCAGAACAGUAUGCAAAUUUCUGCAGUAGAGUAGUAGAGGAGCAGUUAAAGCAAAUCAAGCAGAGUGGACAUCGAAAAGAAGAAGGGCAAUAUUUGCUUGGUACACUUGGGAUAUAUGUCAUCAAAGUCAUAUUGGAUUACGAAAUGAAGAAGUUUGUGAAUCCAACUGUCAUCGAUAAAGUAGUAUCUUUGAUUGAUGUGAUAUGUGCGAAGGAUUAUUUACCGAAUGGUGCAGAUGAAAUGCUUGUUGGUAGAGCCGGCUUUCUAGCAGCAAUUUUAACUUUAAGAAUGCGCUUGCACCAUGACAUCAUAUCUAAUUCACAUGUUAAAAAAGUUAUUGAUUGCAUAGUCGAUUCUGGCCGUUGUUACGCUAAACAGCACAAAUUUCGAGCACCAUUAAUGUAUCGGUAUCAUAAUGUUGAAUACCUCGGUGCUGCUCAUGGUUUGAUGGGUAUUCUACAAAUGCUCCUUAGUUUUUCUGAUCUUUUGGACGAUACAGCAUUAAGAGAUGUUGAAAGUACAUUGGAUUGGCUUCUGGAAAUACAGGCAGAAAAUGGUAAUUUUGCUCCAAGUGUUGACGAGAUCGGCAUAAAUCGUGGAUCCAACGAACUUCUGCAUUGGUGUCAUGGCGCAACUGGAGCUGUUCAUUUAAUGAUUGUUGCUUAUUUAUGUACUAAAAAAGUGAAGUUUUUAAAGGCAGCUGAAAAAGCGCUUGAUCUUAUUUGGAAACGGGGUGUUCUACGUAAAGGGCCAGGAAUUUGUCAUGGUGUUGCAGGUGGUGGUUAUGCGUUUCUUCUAUAUUAUCGUCUAACCCAAAAAGCUAAGUACCUCAAAUAUGCGCAAUGUUUUGCUCGAAUCGCAUACGACCAGAAUUUCAGAAAGCAUGCUCGAAUACCAGAUAGUCCAUAUAGUUUAUUUGAAGGCAUUGGUGGCACUUUUGAUGAAGAUUAUGAAAGGGCGGCAAGAGUAGCAAUAGAUAGACAAAAUGCGAUAAUGGGACUAAUAGUGGUAUGCAAAUCGCACAGCAUGUUGUCUCCUCUUUGCAUUGCCAUAGAAGCCGGUGUUCCUAUGUCUUCAUGUUGUCAAUUUGUCUACAUUGACACUGUUUUAUCCUCAUGGACUUUCACAUAA